Tachysurus vachellii is the source of this 1112-nucleotide messenger RNA. It is a transcript of the gene rmdn1, whose product is annotated as regulator of microtubule dynamics 1. The transcript has 10 exons. Gene Ontology annotation, molecular function: microtubule binding. NCBI's taxonomy places the organism in Eukaryota, Metazoa, Chordata, Actinopteri, Siluriformes, Bagridae. The record is from RefSeq and is a predicted model, not a curated record. Bases 101 to 991 code for a protein of 296 amino acids. Gene Ontology annotation, cellular component: cytoplasm; spindle microtubule; mitotic spindle pole.
GUCCUGUCCGCCACUAAGGUUGGUUUCCCAUUGUAGAAGGUGGUUUAAAGAGCAAUGUACCGGGGCGCUUUGCACUUUUCGGGCUUGUUUUAGUGAACACAUGGCCACCGGGUCCCCGCUCAGGGCUUUCACGCGUCUGGCGAGCGGAAUGACGCGACGACGCUGCGCCACGUCCCGGAGGAGCGCGAGCUCAGCCCGGUAUACUGCGCUCUUCAUCACUGUACCUCCUCUAUCUUAUCUGGGAUACGAAACACUACGGAAAGCAUCUUGUUCAACUGCGGUGUUUGCACGCGACAAAGCUGUGGAAGUUGUAGAACAAGCUGAUUAUUUAUACAGCUGUGGAGAAACAGAGAAACUUUACCAGCUCCUGUUACAGUAUAAGGACAGCGACGAUGCAGAAUUUCUGUGGAGGCUCGCUCGAGCGUCACGUGACCUCUCGUUGUUGCCGCACAUCACGGCUGACCAGAAGAAAAAACUCACCUACGAGGCAUUCGACUAUGCCAAAAAAGCACUGGAGAAAAAUGAAGCCUGCUUUGCUGCACACAAAUGGUAUGCUGUCUGCUUAAGUGAUUUAGGAGAAUACGAAGGGGUCAAAGUUAAAAUCGGAAAUUCCCUCAUCAUUAGGAAGCAUUUAGAGAGGGCAGUUGAGCUAAAUCCAAAAGAUGCCACUUCUUUCCAUAUUCUGGGAUAUUGGUGUUUUGCCUUUGCUGAAUUGCCAUGGUACCAGCGCAAAGUCGCCGCGGUUCUAUUCGCAUCGCCACCAACUGCGACUUAUGAAGAGGCCUUGGCGUUUUUUCUGAGAGCUGAAGAAGUGGACCCAAACUUCUAUAGCAAGAAUCUUCUGAUGCUUGGGAAGACAUACAGCAUGCUGAAGGACCAGGGGAAAGCUCUUCUUUGGCUUAACAAAGCACGGGACUAUCCUGCCAUUACAGAAGAGGAUAAACAGGUUCACAAAGAAGCACUCGAUCUCCUCAAGCAGCUAAACGGCUGAAAGGAUCCAUCAACACCACAAUUAGCGCCUUAGAUUAUUUCAUUUGCAAUGACCUUAACAGGGAACAAGUAACAUUUUAUUGUAGACAUAAUAAUAAUAAAGUGUCAGUAAUUUAAAUAAA